This is a messenger RNA of Fulvia fulva, 1347 nucleotides long. RefSeq names its product Acyl-CoA dehydrogenase AFT10-1. Gene Ontology annotation, molecular function: flavin adenine dinucleotide binding; oxidoreductase activity, acting on the CH-CH group of donors. The transcript has a single exon. The record is from RefSeq and is a predicted model, not a curated record. The coding region runs from base 1 to 1347 and encodes 448 amino acids. NCBI's taxonomy places the organism in Eukaryota, Fungi, Ascomycota, Dothideomycetes, Mycosphaerellales, Mycosphaerellaceae.
AUGAACUCAUCCUCAGUACCACCCGUGGACGCCAGGAAAGGCCUGCCAACACGAUCAGUGAAGAAAGAAGUCUUUGGCAACCCAGCUCCAUGGGGUGAACCAGCUUGGAGCCACGGCAUUGCCUCACCCUACUACAACGAAUCACACAAGAAAUCUCGCAACGUCCUGCGCGAAUAUGUAGACAAAAACAUCCUACCCUACGCCCUAGAUUGGGAGGAGAAAGGCGAAGCACCAGAAGCAGCACGACUCCAGUGGGCGCGAUCUGGAUUCGCCUUCUCUGAUGUGCCGCUCGAGUAUCGGCCAAAGGACAUCCCGUUCCCGGCUGACGUUCACGUCAAAGACCUUGAUGCGUUCCACCUGCUUGUGCAGACUGACGAGACAUCCCGCGUCGAAGGUGGCGUUACGUCAAGUCUAGGCGGAGGCUCAGUCAUUGGCAUCCCGCCAGUGAUUCACCACGGAACGGAUGAGCAGAAGCGAAAGUGGUUGCCAGGACUCUUUACUUGGGAGACGAGCUUCUGUUUGGGUAUUACGGAGCCCAAUGCUGGCUCUGAUGUGGCCAAUAUAAUCACUACAGCUCGCAAGACAGAUGAUGGAAAGUUCUACAUCGUAGACGGCACCAAGAAAUGGAUCACCGGAGCUCCAUGGGCAUCACAUAUGACCACAGCCGUGAGAACAGGAGGCCCUGGCAUGAAGGGCAUAUCCGUCCUCGUCAUACCACUCGACUCCCCAGGCAUCACAAGGCGCCGCAUCCCGAACAGCGGCCAGAAAGCAGGCGGAGCAUCGCUCAUCGAACUCGACGAAGUGAAAGUCCCCGCUGAGAAUCUCCUCGGCAAGGAGAACGAAGGCAUGAAAAUCAUCAUGGUCAACUUCAACCGCGAACGCUACAUCAUGUCCGUAGGCUGCAACCGCAAAGCACGAACAUGUCUAUCAGUCGCAUUCGACUACGCGAACAAGCGGGAGACGUUCGGCAAGAAGCUGAUCGAGAACCAGAUCAUCUCGGCCAAGUUUUCGACCAUUGCUCGCUAUGUUGAAAGCCACUGGGCGUUCCUUGAGCAGAUUGCAUAUGCUGUGCAGCAGAGCCCGCUCGCUUGGCAGGACCCUGAUGUGGCUGGACGGAUAGCUUUGGCGAAGGUGCAGGGUGGGCGGAUUGAGGAGAUGGCGUGUCGUGAAGCGCAGCAGGUGCUGGGUGGUGCCGGGUAUCAACGAGGUGGUCCGGGUGCGGUGGUUGAGCAGAUUAGUAGAGAUCUGAGGAUGAUGGUUGUGGGUGGUGGAUCGGAGGAGAUUAUUUCUGAUUUGGCAGUGAGGCAGGAGACUGUCCUUGCAAAGAGGCGAGGAUGGAAGCUGUAG